Messenger RNA from Penicillium nucicola, 5181 nucleotides. RefSeq lists its product as uncharacterized. The transcript is spliced from 6 exons. NCBI's taxonomy places the organism in Eukaryota, Fungi, Ascomycota, Eurotiomycetes, Eurotiales, Aspergillaceae. Bases 1 to 5181 code for a protein of 1726 amino acids. The record is from RefSeq and is a predicted model, not a curated record.
AUGUCCUCCCAAUUCUUGCAGACUGAGAUUGCAAACCUGAUCCAGGAGUCUCGAAGGAAAAACACUGAUCUCCGGAAUGCCGCCGAACAGUCGCUGAAUGAGCUCAAGGCUUUGCCAUCGACAUCCGAGGCUCAGAUUGCAGCGGAUCUUGUUCGCAAACCUAAAUUUGUCGAGCCAUUUAUUAUUGCAUGCCAUACUAAGCACGCAAAGCUUGCAGGCAUUGGUGUUAUCUGCCUACAGAGACUGAUUGCAUCUCGUUCAUUGCCUUCAAGUCGCCUCAAAGAUGUCCUCGGAGGGCUGAGAGAGACAACGAGCCUAAGCCUGGAUAUUCAGUUGAAGAUCCUACAGUCUCUGCCUUCUCUCUUACAGUACUAUUCCAAUGAGUUGAGCGGAGAACUUCUCGCAAAUACAUUGGAAAUUUGUGCCACAUUGCAAGCAUGCAAGGUUAUUGCAGUGUCCAGUACUGCUGCGGCCACCCUUCAGCAACUAGUGGUCUCAACGUUUGAAAGAGUCUCCAUCGAAGACAAGCUUCCGAACGAUGAAAAGAUCACCACAUCCAUCAAGGUAGAUGGCCAAUCGAUCGAUGUCGGUAUUUUCGCCUAUGAUGCAUUACAGGUUUUGGAUGACCUCUGCCGAUUGAUUGAUGGAGAGCAAUUGCAGUUCUUGCGCACCCGAACGCUAUCCCCGCCCUUUGUACUGGAGCUCAUUGAAAGCAUUCUUCUGAACAGUGGUCGCCUAUUUGUGGGACAUCCCGAACUUUCGCAAGUGCUGCGUGUUCGGCUAUUGCCGUUGGCUGUCCGUUGUUUAUCCGAGAGAUAUUCGUUUGCGCAAACUGUUCGAGUGGCCAGGAUACUUCUACUACUUCUCAAGCGCCACAUGUCGCUUUUGACCGCCGAAUGUGAGAUGGCUUUGAGUCUGAUCACCCAUCUUCUUGAACCGGAUGGAACGGCCCCCUGGAAGCGGCUAUUGUGUAUGGAGGUCUUCAGAGGACUGUACUCUGAGCCAGGUGUCGUACGACUUAUCUACACACUCUACGACGGAGAAGAGGGAAGAAAGAAUAUUCUACGCGAUCAUAUGGCCGCGCUCGUCCGGCUUGCUUCAGAGAAACCCGCAUUGAUUGGAGUCAGCAACCAAUCAACAGUACCUUCGCGUGCAGAUCACACUAGAUCAACCACCGAGGAUCAAAUAACUCUGGAAACUGGCGGAGUUGCCGGUGUCAUCGGGUCAACUGUCCCUCCCAGCGAGACAAAGGUUCCUGGGAUCAGCACACAGUGGAGUGUUGUUCGGACGCCGUAUAUUGAGCUUCUUGAUAAGAUGGACCCACCUCCACCCCCGGACACUUACAUCUACAGUCUCGUUCUGAACUGCAUUAGCAGUUUUGCAGAAGGGCUCGCUAAGUUCGUCCUUCCCCUGACAGUCCCGGAUCUGAAGCAAAGGCGCAAGAAUCGACUUCUGAGCCCUACCGAAGGCCCUAAUUCCGCCAGAUCUUCGCAAGACUUCACAACAGGAGAAAGCUUACGAGCACAUACUGUCUCACCUACUAAGAAAUCGCAUGUGCCCAUCAAUCCUUUGGACUUAGAGUCUCAUAUUCAAUACUCUGCAAUCAAGACUUGCGCAGGGAUCAUAGAGAACUGCUGGCCGGCUGUCCUCGCAGCAUGUUCUACUUUCUUGCGCGCAUCACUAGACGACGAGUACUACCACAAUCUCGUCCGCGCGUUCCAGAAGCUGGCUCAUGUGGCAGGCCUUAUGAGACUAUCAGUACCGCGAGAUGCCUUUUUAACUACUCUCGGAAAAGCUGCGAUGCCUGCAAAUGGUGGUGGCCACAAGUCACAAAAUUCAAUUUCUACCGGCUCCCAGCAGAUUGACUCGCCUCAAAAGAAACGAAAAAGCGUUGAUAUGGCACGCUCUGGCUCCAUUGAUGUCACUGGAGCAGGUGUCAGCGAUGGUCGUCCUGCAUCCCUGAGCACACGAAACCUCCUUUGCCUGCGGGCAUUGCUGAAUCUCGGAAUUGCUUUAGGACCAACCUUGGAUCAGCCGGCCUGGUCUAUUGUUUUUGAGACACUGCAAUACACAGGACUUGUGAUUGGGAUGUCUUCCAGUGCAAUGGUCAAAUCAGCUAGUGCUGGGGAGACCCUGAUCGUCCCAGGAAACGAUGUUCCCACCGCUAACCUAGGGACUGAGGUAAUUGCGGUACAGGCUGCUUCUAGCAAGCUGCUUGAAAGCACCUGCGAUUUUCCUAGUGCAUCCUUUGAGGAGAUCUUGCUUGCUCUGUUGAACCUGUCGGCAUUCACUGAACAGCGCCACCAAGAAGAUACCGCAACAGAAGUCACACAAAUUCCCAGCUCGCCGCAGUCAUCCAAGGGACUUGGGCGUCUGCACCAAGGCUCUCGGCGUGUGUCGCACACCGUGGGAAAAUCAAGAAUGCAAGACGAGGAAUUGAAGUUCGUGUUGGAGAAAGGAAAUGAAUUAGCCAGAGCAAAUCUCUCAAGAUUAUCCUCGCUUGAUGAAGAUGAUAACAAAGCAUGGCGGCUUCUGACGCAAAGUCUCAUCUCCGCAUCUGCCAAUACCGUCAUCAGUCCUAAUCUGCGCCUACAGGCAAACGCGAUUGUGACUUCGCUUGUCUAUUUGACCAUGAAACAGAGAGAGGAAGACGACGAGAAAGUAUACAAUCAGGUUCAAACGAGGAAUUUGCAGACAUUGAAGGACCAAGUGACCUCGCUCUACUCCUCAGACAUGCACACAUCGAAGUCUUUGCCAAUAACGAUCAUUGAGAUCCAUGAGCAGAGCUUGGAAGUGUUGAGAAACAUCCUGGAGCAGUAUGCUGAGACUUUAGUGGAUGGAUGGCAUUUGAUCUUCGACUUGAUCUCUGGUGUCUUCCAAAAUCUUCCACAGUCUGAAGCUGAUGAGCAACCUUCUACUCGAAUAGAGCGCAGGGCAUCAGGCCUUCCAGCCGGUCCUCGCCUAGUCCGAGCUGCCUACAAGUCUUUGCAUCUCGUUGCCUCUGAUUUCCUUUCUCUGCUUCCGGCGCCGUGUCUCUACAGCUUGGUAAACGCAUUCUCCAGCUUUGCGUCACAGACUCAGGACUUUAAUAUCUCGCUCACCACUACCUCUUUCUUCUGGAACUUCUCAGAUUUCCUGCAGGGCCAGAUUGAGGAGUUCUCUAUUGGUCAUGUUGAUGCGUCUGUCAAUGAAGAACAGCUGGCCAAGUUGGCCCGGGAUGAGGAUCCUGCGGUCUCUCGGAACUCCUUGUGGUUGUUGUUGCUGCUUCGCAUUGUUGAUAUCACCACAGACAGUCGACCAGAGAUCCGAAACAGCGCAGUGCACACCCUAUUGCGGAUCUUCGAUGCCUACGGACAGCAACUCUUACCUAAAGCUUGGCGUCUCUGCUUAAACAUGGUUCUUUUCAAGAUGGUUGAGAGAAUCGAGACCGCCGUAAUCCAGGCCAAGAAUAAGCAGAGCAGCAUGAAGUCAGAUGACUUCAAGUCAUGGGUCGACACGACAGUUGUAAUGAUCAAAGGAUCAUCCAGUCUGAUCACCAACUUCUUUGAAACGCUCGUGCAGGACGAGAAGUUUGACCAGUCCUGGAAACGCUUCCUGAAGUACUUGCAAGGCUUAGUUGACUUGCAAAUUCUGGAGUUCAGCGAAGCUACAUUCUCUGGCUUAUCAGCAAUCCUACUUCGGGUGCAAACUGCUGGCGAGCUGAGCAACGAUGCUCUCGAGUGUGCAUGGCUUCUUUGGGCAAACGGCCAUCCGGCUGCCAACGAAGAUGUGCUUGAUCUGGAACAAUCCAAUCAAGAUGCUGCGCUGGCGUAUCUUCAGACUUUCCAACAGAUUUACCGCCUCUAUAGAGAUCAACUUACCACUGAACACAUUCAGAAGGUACUUGAGCAAUUCCGCCUGCUGGUGUGGAACUCGAUCUCACCUCGCUACACGUUGGAUAUCGACCGUCCUUCAGCCGUGCAAGCGCUAGUCAUCGAGUGCAUCAAGAAGAUAUGCCAAGAGAAAGAGGACUCCCAGCCAGACAUUCUCCUUUGCCUUGCCGAGCUAUCCGAUUCACCACUUUCAAAAUGGAGCCCGGGCAACGACCCCAGAAAACCAGCCUAUGUAGCCUUCUCCAAGAAUAUCAUCGACCUAAUGGGCUGGUACAUCGCUGAAUUUGGCAUCAAACAAGACGUCUUCACAAACGGAGCCCUUGCAACAACACUUCAGCAUCUCAGCGCUCUGAUCAGCCAAAAGUACACCUGGCAAGGAAAAGACCGUGAGCCCUACAUCUGGCAAAAGGCAACAACAGCCUCUCUCAAUAUCCUCCAAGUGGCAGUACCCUAUGUGGAAAAGCAAUACAACUCCACCAACCAAGCCGAAACAGCCGACUUCUGGCACCGCAUCGUCGAAAUCACAAAUGGAAUCGUCUCAGCCUACGGCUCCCAAGCCCACAACCUCCAAAAAACCAGAAUAGCAACAGACGAAUCCUUCGACAUAACCUCUUUCACAAGACUCAAACCCCUCAUCCUCCCCUCCCUCGGCAACAAAUCAAUCAAAGACUCCAUCCGCCGCGACUUCGCCCUCGCCCUCUUCAACUCAUCCUUCAUCUACGCGCCCCUCCGCUUCGACCUCCCAACCCAAUUCACCUCAAAGGACCACAGAACCGGUUCCCAACCCGGGAACCCCCUAGCGGAUUUCUACACCGUCCGCCCAGGCCGAACCUUCGAGUCCCUCCCAACCCUCCGCCCAAACAUGGCCUACAGUCUCCUCAACACACUCUUCGAACUAGCCGCGCAUCCACGCCAAGCCCCGAACACAGAACUAGAAUCAGAAGCAGAAGCUGAGACCCUGCUCGCACGCGCCAUCUCUCCAUACCUCCUCCUCCGCUGCGCAGUCUCCCUCAAAUCAUACAUCGCAGACCAGCCAUUACGAGGUCUAAUGCCGCAGCCUACGCCCGCGCGUAAGGCCCUGCUGCAUCUUUUGGUCAAGUUGGUCGAGCUGGACAGCGAGCCUUCUGCUAUUCCUGAUCCACCUGCGCUGAGGACAAUAUCUAGUUUGGAGGCGGGGGGUCAUUAUCGGAAGCAUUUGGAGUGGGUCUAUCCGCUUGUUAUUAGGGCUGUGCAGGUUGCCGGGAAGGAGAGGGAUGAUGGGUUGGUUUUGGGGGCUUUGGGGAGGAUUUUGGAGGGGGUUCAGGGGUAG